AGUUGAGGCAAGAGGAAGAAGAAGAAGAAGAAGAAGGGGGCGCCAUCGCCCGUGGGGCGGCGCCAGGCUGAGGCAGUGGGCGGUCGGUCGGUCGGUCGGAGCGCGGCGCCUGCGCGCCUCCUUCCACAGCGGGGCAAGCGGGAGCUCCUCGGGGCAGCGUCGCGGAAGGGAGAGCGCGGAGUUGUGUGUGAGGCGGCUUGGCCGGCUGCUUUGCCCGGCGUGGCGCGGGCGGCAUGGCGGAGGCGGCGUUGCCAAGCUCAGGUAAGGAAUGGCUAGAGCAGGCGGGCGGGCGGGAGGCCGAAGCCGCCGCCGAAGCCGCCGCCGGGCCUGGAUGGUGGUGGUGGUGGGGGGAAUGAAAAAAUGCGAGCCUCGUGUGUGACAGGACCCGACUUGGGAGGCCGGAGGGGUGGGGAAAGGGGGGCGAAGGCGCCGCCUCGCUUCCCGCUCCUGAGGGGAACUCCUCGCCUCCACCCGGGUUAGCCCCUCCGCCGGGCACAAGGCCUCGGACGGGAAAGGUCGGAAGGGCGAGUUUUCGCCUUGCUUCCGUGAGUGCAACCGGGGAGGAGCGGCGGCGGCGUGUGUGUGCUGGCCGGGGGGGGGGGGUUAUACAGGCGGCAGUAGCAUCGGUUGCAUAAACGCGCUGCUCGUGCUACUUGUACGCCGGGCUCUCCGAGCAGCUUGGAGGGAGGGCGCACCAUCCGUGAUUCCCAAGCGCGAGGCGGCGAGCCUGGAAGAAGUCUGCAAUAUUGCAUGGUGGUGGUGACGGUCCUCAUUCCUCAGCUUUCUCCGCCGCCGCCGCUGCUGCAGUGCAUCUCGCAUCAACAGAUGUCGUGACGCUCAUGCAAAAAGCGCGGAAAGGAGCAUCCCCACAGCUGCAGGAGCCCCUCGGUGCAGGAGGGAGCAGGGAAACGCCGGAGCUCGGGAAAGGGCUCCGUUGAAAUGCCCCAUGCGGGGGCAGAUCAUCCCGAAAUACCGGGAAGCCGAAUAUGAUUACCCGUGGUUGCAAUGCAGCACUGAGACGUUGAUUCUUUUGGCUUGCCAGUAUGUACUGCGGGAUGCAGUUUGGGGCGGGGGGCAGCGGUAGAAUUUAAUUUUAGCAGAAGUGUUUGUUUUUGUGCAAGGGCUGUUGAGAGAGUCGUUUUUCUCUCUCCCCCUUCUCCCCCCCCCCCCGCCGUCCACUUUUGUAGUUGACCUUUACGGUAAGGUUAUUUGAAAUAGGCAUCUUAUAGAAUGUAAUUUUUUUGCAAAAUGUUAUUUCCUGAGUAGGGUACGGAGAUGAGCUGCUAAAUUUUUUUUUAUUGUUGAAGCAAAUAAGUUCAUAUCUGUAAUAGUAACAGCAAGAUGUGCGUUGAGACUCUUGGUUGCUGCACAACAAGCAGUAUAAUUAUUAUUAUUAUUAUUUAUUGAAUUUAUAUACAGCCCUGUACCUGGGGGUCUCAGGGCGAUUCAUAUAAAAUACCCUGACAAUAUAUAGAAUGUCAUAAUGGUAUGCUGCAUGAGAAAAGCACAUAUACCUCAGUGCUUGUAGUUAUUUGGCUUUGGCUUAAUACUGCAAUCAGUUAAUUGUGAUAAAUGUAGUAAAGGUAAAGGGACCCCUGGCCAUUAGAUCCAGUCGUGGCCGACUCUGGGGUUGCGGCGCUCAUCUCGCUUUAAUGGCCGAAGGAGCUGGCGUACAGCUUCCGGGUCAUGUGGCCAGCAUGACUAAGCCGCUUCUGGCGAACCAGAGCAGCGCACGGAAACGCCAUUUACCUUCCCGCCGGAGCGGUACCUAUUUAUCUACUUGCACUUUGACGUGCUUUCGAACUGCUCGGUUGGCAGGAGCAGGGACGAGCAACAGGAGCUCACCCCGUCACGGGGAUUUGAACCAUCAACCUUCUGAUCGGCAAGUCCUAGGCUCUGUGGUUUAACCCACAGCGCCACCCACGUCCCUUGAUAAAUGUAGUACUGUGGUCUUAAUCUUUUUACCAAAGAAACAAAAUGUUGUUUGGAGUAAAAAAAACAACAUGCUAGUGCGUACUGCAUUGUUUCCCAGAAAUUUCUCCCCCAAAACCUGAAAGGUACCCAAAAGAGGCUACAGUAUUUUGACAUUACUUGGCCAGUUAGUUCAUUCUGGGUUUUGCUGAACAGCAAAAUGCUUUUUUUCAAUAUAUAUUCCUUUUUCCUAGGUGUGUUAAAUCCAGAUGCAACUGACUUCAUUCCAAGAGACAGGCAAACUUUCAGUCUGAACUGGAACAGUCAAUCCAGAUUGGAAUCAAAUCGGGACAGAAAUGCUGUACCACCUUCUGCUCACCCUAGACACAGUAAAUAUGAAAAUUCUCCUGUAGAUCAGCAUACUUUUUAUAGUCUAGAGAGUCAGCAUAGAAGCCAACCAGAUUCUUCAUUGUUCAACAGUAUGGGUAAAACAAAGGGCCGCAACUUACAGAGUCAGCGAUGGCUGAGAUCAAGGAAUGAUAGAACACAUGGCAAAAAUCAGGCAAAGCAGACAAAUGCAGGGAAUUCAGAAGAUCCUCAAUGUUUAGAUAGCAGAUUGAUUCCAGGACGAAGGAUGAAUCCAAGAGAAUACAGUGAUUUUUCUUCAGACAGUGAAAAGGAGGCUGCUACUGCAGAUAAUAGAGGAGCAAAGCCAAAGAAGACAUAUUUGAUGCAUUCACGUGGAAGAGGAUUGAAGGAAAAGGAGAAACAUCCUCCUGAAAGGGAUAAAAGAUUAGUUUCUAAAUGGAGGGACAAGCCCUUUGAAAAUAUACCAGCAAUAGAUCUUACACAGUCGGACUCUUCUGACGCAUCACUUGGAAAAGCAAUAUCUGAUGGCUUUUCUGACAAUAGCAUUGCACGGAGAAAGUACCCCUUUGCAAACAGAUAUUUUAAGGAGCCUAUGUGGAAUAAAGAGACUGGCAAAAGGCAAGAUACAUCUAGGAGCAAACAUGUAAAACAUGUUAAGAAUGCGUCCCUUCCGCAUCCUCCCAAAGAACGCACCAGUGAGAAGAGAGAAUCUGUGCUGCGUGAAAGGGGUUCAAACUUAGUGAGUGUGGCACAGGCACAGCCAGUACAGGAAUCAGGUACACGUGAUGGGAGAAAACCUGUCCUUCAAGAUGGAUAUAAAAGUAGGCGCUGGAAAAAGCAAAAUGAUGCACCAAAGAGCAAGGAAACUCAUACAGGUAAAUUUCUCCAUUCUUAAUCCAUUUGAGGACCUGAAAGCCCAGUUGUGUGCUUUCCUUUAGCUUUUACAAAAGUGGUUUUCCUUGGUGCUCUGUUUUGUUCUCAAAUCUUCCAUUCUUGGGCAAGGUGAUUGAGCAAGUGGUUGCUGAACAACUCCAGGCACGCCUGGAAGAAGCAGACCAUUUGGAUCCCUUCCAGUCGGGAUUCAGGCCUCAUCAUGGGACUGAAACUGCCUUGGUCGCACUGGUUGAUGAUCUCCGGCAGGCUAGGGACAAAGGUGAGAGCUGUUUCCUAGUUCUGCUGGAUCUCUCAGCGGCGUUUGAUACCAUCGACCAUAACAUCCUUCUGGACCGUCUUGAGGGGCUGGGAGCUGGGGGCACUGUCAUACAGUGGUUCCGCUCCUUCCUCCUGGGUCGUGUUCAGAAAGUGGUGGUGGGGGAUGAGUGUUCAGACCCCUGGGCUCUCACUUGUGGGGUGCCUCAGGGUUCUGUCCUCUCCCCCAUGCUUUUCAACAUUUACAGGCAGCCGCUGGGAGAGAUCAUCAGGAGGUUUGGGCUGGGUGUUCAUCAGUAUGCAGAUGAUACCCAGCUCUACCUCUCUUUUAAAUCAGAACCAGUGAAGGCGGUGAAGGUCCUGUGUGAGUGUCUGGAGGCAGUUGGAGGAUGGAUGGCGGCUAACAGAUUGAGGUUGAAUCCUGACAAGACAGAAGUACUGUUUUUGGGGGACAGGAGGCGGGCAGGUGUGGAGGAUUCCCUGGUCCUGAAUGGGGUAACUGUGCCCCUGAAGGACCAGGUGCGCAGCCUGGGAGUCAUUUUGGACUCACAGCUGUCCAUGGAGGCACAGGUCAAAUCUGUGUCCAGGGCAGCUGUUUACCAGCUCCAUCUGGUACGUAGGCUGAGACCCUAUCUGCCUGCGGACUGUCUCGCCAGAGUGGUGCAUGCUCUGGUUAUCUCCCGCUUGGACUACUGCAAUGCGCUCUACGUGGGGCUACCUUUGAAGGUGACUCGGAAACUACAACUAAUCCAGAACGCGGCAGCUAGACUGAUGACUGGGGGCAGCCGCCGAGACCAUAUAACACCGGUCUUGAAAGACCUACAUUGGCUCCCAGUACGUUUCCGAGCACAAUUCAAAGUGUUGGUGCUGACCUUUAAAGCCCUAAACGGCCUUGGUCCAGUAUACCUGAAGGAGCGUCUCCACCCCCAUCGUUCUGCCCGGACGCUGAGGUCCAGCGCCGAGGGCCUUCCCUCAUUGCGAGAAGCAAAGCUACAGGGAACCAGGCAGAGGGCCUUCUCGGGAGGGAACACCCUCCCACGAGAUGUCAAAGCGAUAAACAACUACCUGACAUUCAGAAGACAUCUUAAGGCAGCCCUGUUCAGGGAAGUUUUUAACGUGUGAUAUUUUAGUGUAUCUUUGGUUUCUAUGGAAGCCGCCCAGAGUGGCUGGGGAGGCCCAGCCAGAUGGGCGGGGUAUAAAUAAUAAAUUAUUAUUAUUAUUGUUGUUGUUGUUAUUCAAAAUGCUAGAAGCUGGCUUUAUGGAUGAGUGCUCUGGAUGUAUAUGUAGGAAACAUCUGAGAAAAAAUAAGUUAGGGUACAUGCAUUAUGAUUGCAAUGUUGGAGCAGGGCAAAACAAAUGAAUGAAUGUCAGAAAGAUGGGUGGAUAUAGUAUCUACAAUGGGAACUUUUCAGUAGCAGGUGAAGGCCUUCAUUGUUUCUGGCCUUUGAAACUUUGUUGUUGUUGUUUGAACUUUUCAGAGAUAGGAAACUUGUGAAUCUCCAGAUGUUGGAUUCCAGUUCCUAUUAGCCCCAGCCAUCAUGGCCAUCGGUAAAAUGGGAGUUGGUAGUCUAGAAAAAUCUGGAGAGCAAUAACAUCCUUAUCCCUAAACUAUCUGUUUCCCCUUGGUUGGAUAAUGUUAGAGUUUGUUUUGAUCUUACGCUACUUCAUAUGGUUUUAUGCUGGUUUUACUCUUAAUUGUGUGCUGGUACAGCUGCUGAGUCAAUUGCUUACAGUACUUGUUAUUUAUUUGCAGUUGAUUGUAUAUUUUCCUAGGUUUUCAGUUGUGAACUUGAUUAAUUGUGUGGUAUAUAAUUGCACUAGGCAAGCUUUUAAUUUCCUGGGUUUAGAAUAGGGUGUGAUAUCUGAAUAGUGAUCCUAAUUGAUCUCCAAAUGGUAUAUUGGUGAUUUUGAGGAACGCUAUGGAAGUUUCCCUGAAACCACCUCAGGAGUUCCUCAGAGGAAAAAGACCAACAAUGGCUGGUUUCGCAGUCCUAGCUCCAUGCACCUGGCAGUAAGCGCCAUUGCAUUCAGUAGGGCUUACCUCUAAGUAGACAUGGUUAGGAUUGUGCUGCGAGAAGCUUUUCUGAAACGUAGCUGGCUCAUCAUAAUUAUUUGUGCACUAUCAAACCACCAGGGUGUUUUGGUGCACAUGUGGGAAAGUGGUGAGGCUUAACAUGGAUGCACUAGAAUUUGCCUCAGAUUAUCUGCAGCAGUACAGUGGUACCUCGGGUUAAGUACUUAAUUCGUUCCGGAGGUCCGUUCUUAACCUGAAACUGUGCUUAACCUGAAGCACCACUUUAGCUAAUGGGGCCUCCUGCCGCCGCCGCGCCGCCAGAGCACGAUUUCUGUUCUCAUCCUGAAGCAAAGUUCUUAACCCAAGGUACUAUUUCUGGGUUAGCGGAGUCUGUAACCUGAAGCUUACGUAACCCGAGGUACCACUGUAGUUGAGUCAGUGUGUGAAGUGUUCCUUAAAGAUAGAACACAUUUAACUGCUAAGGUUAUAAAUGACAUCCUCUGUUUGUAACAAACAAAUAAUGUCCUGAAGUUCAACAUCAUGUUGCUUGGAAAGGUGUGCCAGUAGUACUGUAAUGUCAGCAGCGCUUGCUGUGCAAAGUCUCUCAUCUUUGUAGUACUGCUGAGCAGGCUGGUGUUUUGGAGUUGCCUGCUGUUUCAUGGCAAUUACAGCCACUUUGCAUUUGCAAAGUCGUACCUACAGAGAAUCAGGACACCUGCUGCACUGAUGAGAUAGUGUUGCUAUUUAGAUGAAAAGAUAAUUCAGUGCUUGAGGGAGCAUCACCUUGCCUAUUGGCAAUAUGGUACUUUUUGCUUCUCAUAAUGUAACUCUGUGAUCAGGGUUGGAGAGGAGCAUCUACAGUCAGCGUGUAUAUCUGAACUCUACCACCACAAAAUAUUUGUUCAUUUUGCUGCUCUUUGCCUGUAGCAUAUAAAAUUUAUCUCUUGGAGACCUGUCAGCAACUGUCAUGGACUGGUUGGACGCAGAGGAAUGGUGGGAGGAACCAGCUGGGGAACCACCAAGGGAAGAAGGCUCAGAGCACGGGGAUUGGUAGUGGGAUGACAAUGAGUGGUCCGAGGGACAAGAUGGGAGAGGAGCUGUUGGAUACCUUUGUUCAUCAAAUGGCUGGAAUGGCUAGUGAAGGUGUUUGAUGUUAAAUACAGGUAUGGGCCUUGGGUAGGGUGGGGAGGUGGUUAUGCAAGAUAAGAUUCAAAAAUAAAGGAAUAUGUCCUGAAAUACCAUUCACAAAUUGGUAACUGAAGGCAAAAGCAUUGUUAUGCUGCUGUACAUUUGUUUAGUAUGCCGCAGGACUUAUUUGUUGUUGGAAUAAUGUUUGUAUAUGUCCUAAAAUAUCUUCCUUAGGGUCUCUGAUAGAGCAGCUUACCUCAGAAAAAUAUGAAUGUAUGGUAUGUUGUGAUGUGAUCCGUGUGGUGGCCCCAGUGUGGAGCUGUCAGAAUUGCUAUCAUGUGUUCCACUUGAGCUGCAUUAAGAAGUGGGCAAGAUCACCAGCAGCACAGACUGAAGGUCAGUAUUUCCUCCAACUUGCUAAAUGUAUUGAUAAGACCCCCUGUGCUUAACUGCUUUUAGAUAGUUGUACAUAAUAUUGUGCGACAGCCUCAAUUAACUUUAUGUAAAACAAGUUUAUUGAAGUACUGUAUUACAUGAGACUUGUUUCAAGAAAUGGUUUUUCCUAUAUUUUAUUACUUCAGGUGAUCAAAUACAUCCUGAAAUUGAUUGAGAAUUAUAAAGCCUCCCUCAUUUUUUUUGCAGAUGGUAAUAGUGGCUGGCGGUGCCCUGCUUGUCAAAAUGUUUCAUCCCAAGUUCCUAAUAUUUACACCUGUUUCUGUGGUAAGUGCCUUUCAGAGUCAGGAAUAUUGAAUGUUUUUUAAAGUUUCAUCAUUCUGAUAUGGGUUCGUUUUGAUUUCAUUUUUCCAGCUUGGCAUAACGAACCUUCCAGUGCAUUUGUAACUCAAUAUGGCUAUUGUUUUCAUUUUGUUUUUCAACAGUAAACAUAAUCUAUUAUACUCCACUUACUUCCCAUCCCAUGUUAUUCAGAAGCCCCUCUUCUCUGAAGAGGCUUUUCAGAAGGCAGGUAGUUGCACAAAAGAGAAGGGCACUUCCUUAAGUUAACUAAUAUUUUUAAUGUUAGGGUUGUUUGUUUGUUUGUUUGUUUACUGUUUUCACCUAAAAAACUAGAAAGGAUGGAAUUUACACUAGGGGAUUUGCCCAACGUAUUACAACUACCAGGCUCUUAGAAGACAUCUGAAGGCAGCCCUGUUUCGGGAAGCUUUUAAUGUUUGAUGUAUUAUAGUAUUUUAAUAUUCUUUUGGAAGCCGCCCAGAGUGGCCGGGGAAGCCCAGCCAGAUGGGCGGGGUAUAAAUAAUAAAUUAUUAUUAUUAUUAUUACAUGCCUUGAGAAAAGCAGUACUGAAGAGUCGCAUAUAAAUUUAAUAUACAGUAUAUAUUUGAACAUUUUAAAUAUAUACAUACAUAAAUAUACACCCCCCCAUACAUACUGACACAAGCACACAUUUCAUUUGCUUGUCUUCAUAAAGAUCUUUAAGAAAUACCGUUUGCACCUUGUGGUAUGGAUGCUGCCAUCUUGUCUGCUGCUGAACAAUUUGCUGUCACUAUGGAAACAUUCAGCUCCAUCUUUUAAAGCAUAGACUGAAUCACAUAUGUUUAAAAUUAUAAUAGGAUGUGAAUGAUUAUGGCUGUAGAUGGUUGUUUCCAGUUCUUUUAAUAGCUGGCAGGUGUGUUGAAUGAGCCUGUAGUGGGGAGAGGGGUGAGGGGAUGAAGUUGUAGGGCUAAACUUGCAAGGAGCAUGGAAACCUUAAUUGUAUUUGUAGGUACAUGAAAUGAAGUUCUGUGCAUACUUCUUGAAUGGAUAUAAUACGUAUUAUGCACAAACACACAUAUAUACAUAGACAAAGAAUGGAUUAGAGACAGAAGAGAAGGGUGAUGUGUGCUGGAAGAAUUUCGUCAUAUUGUCCUCAUGUAAGUUUAAAAACCUGUUGUAAAAUGUAAAAGAGGAUUGAAUUAAAAAAAACUUCAUUAAGAGUAAUCACAAAAAAGGAAAUCUUUUAAAGCUUUAAUAUAGUUCUGUCUUUGAUUGAUUUUAAAAAUGAACAUUCUCUGUAUUGGUUUUUUUUUCUAUAGGUAGGGUAAAAAAUCCUGAAUGGAAUCGAAAUGAAAUUCCACAUAGCUGUGGAGAACUCUGUAGAAAGAAAAGAUCAGCUCAAGAUUGUCCACAUUUAUGUAAUAUGUAAGUAUUUUUUCAAUAUUCCCAGCGCAUUAGAUUAUAUGCCUUAACUCUUGAAAGAUAAGCAGGGCUUUUUGCUUUUGUUCUGCAAAAGCAUGUGGUGGGUAGAACAGUCCUAACCCUUGAUCCACUGCACUGAAGAAAGCUAGGAUGCAGCUGACUGUCCAGGUGCCACUGUGAAGGUCUUUGCUGCACUGGCCAAAAUGGUGGGCAGAAGCUAUCACUGGUGGUAUCCCCACUAGUGGUAGCUAGUAUCAACUCCCCAAAAUGGAGCUUCAGGGUCAGCGGAUGAGGAGAACACAGAGCUUGACUGGCCAAGAAUCCACCGGGUGCUAAGCUGGUCCAGCUACUGCUAAUGGGCCCAACCUGGGCCUCUUGGCUAUACCAGCCUGGAGCUUAUGCAGUGAAAAAGAACAACUUCACUGGCCUCCCCGUUUGCCUGCCUAGCCAGUGUGAACGGCAGCAUUUUGGACACAGCAGUGGUUCUGCUGAGAUCGUAAGCAGGGCUUGCUGAGAUGGUGCAAACGUUUAUGGUGGGGUUCACUUAGUUGCAUGUUAGAGAUAAGCAGCUGUAGGGUCAUAUAUUUCCUUCCCAUCCAGCCGCUUCCUUUUAGGGUGUGAAAUCCUUUUGCCCUUUCCCUGUUAACUUUCACCAUGGGUGAGUGUUAAAUGAAAAUUGACAUUAACUAGAAUAUCAAAUGAUUGUGCUCUAAAAUAAAUAACUGCUCCUGAUAUUCUAAAGACAGCUGGGGAUUUGUUCCUCAUCAUUAUAUCUUAACUAGGCUUCUGUGUUGUGUUAGGCAUGGUAGUAUUGUGUCCAGCACUGCAAUUAUUAAAUUACGUUCCGUGUAGUAAAGUUCUGAUGAUGCCUUAACUUCAGCGUGCAAGGAUAACUGCUGACUUUUGUGAAUCAGAUUGAAAUGAAAAUGUUACAAAACUUAAAUUCUGUUGAAUACUUCCAUUUUUCAGACUCUGCCAUCCAGGACCGUGCCCAUCAUGUCCUGCUUUUAUGACCAAAAAAUGUGAAUGUGGACGCACAAGGUGAGAUCAUACUUAGACUUUAUUGCAAAAAGCUUAAAAUUUAUUUGUGGCCUGUCACAGAAUAAUAAUUUAGUAUUUUUUUUUUUGUAAUGUUAAUGUCUCCGAAGAAUCUGAAAAAUUUAAAAUAAUACAGUAUUUAUUUAAAAUAAUAUUUUUUAAUGGUCCAUAUAAUUAGGAAAUUGGCUGGCUACCGUUUUAAUGGCAUGUAUCUCCUAGUAUACAUGCUCCUUCCAUGUGUAGUUGGAUUGUCUACUGCAGUGCCCUCCUCUGGCUGGUGGCCAGUGUUUUUAAUGGCAAUCAUUCUUUUUACCAAAAUUUGAAAAUAUGGAAGGGUGCUGUUAGGGAAGAAAAACAAAAUUACUUGAGAAGGAAAGCAUGACAUAGAUACUAAUAUUAUAUGAAGCUUCAAUGGGAUAUUGCAAUAAGCAAAUCUUUCUGUACGUGAUCUCUCUAUGUACAGUGACAAGCUCUUACAGGCUGUACAGCAAAAUGCAUCAGAAAUAGAUGCCACCCUCUCUGCUGUGAUUGCCUAGCAAUUGCCUGCUGUCUUUAUGAUGUACACCACAAAUAACUCUUCCUAUUGUGACUAAUCGUGCCCCUGCUGUGUGAGAUUCCUGUCAAGUAAGAAUUUCCAGACAAUUCAUAGAUAAUUUUGAUACAUCUGAAAUAAAUGGAACGUGAUUUAUGGGCUGGCCCUCGAGUUUUCUUUGUUCAUUGCUGCUGCUAAUGUAAAAAUUAAGUUGCCAAUAUUUGGUGCUAUUGUUCUUAAGGUGUUUUUUUCUCAGGUUGUCCCACGAAUUAAAACUAAGAAAAAUAGUAAAAGAUAAAUAUAGUAAGGCCCACUAAGCUCAGGUUUUCAGUUUUGUGUUGCUUCUGUGUGUAUCAUAGUAUGCUAUAUAAUCAUUUUGUGUAUGAUUACAAUUCAGAGUUGUAGAUUAGAUUGUCCUGUUGAAAUUGCAUUAUACCCUCACCCCCCAUUUCCUUUUUAGUCUUAAUUUCCCUUCACUUUGAAAAUAGUCUUAUCUGGAUAGACUCUUGUUUGGUUAUAUGGAAAAGGGCAUGCACAAUGGUACUUGAAUUAUAAAUCAGCAUGGAUACUGAGAGCAGCUUUAAAGAAGAAAAAGCUAAACUAAAACAAUGCCAGGUCAGUUUCCCCCUGCAGCAUCAGAAACAGGGUGUUUGGGGUGGGGAUGAGAGAACCACCAGUACUUUAUGUAGGGCUCUCCUGGCUGGAGGACACAGCCCUGCCAAAAUGCUCUGACCUUUGAGAUGAGUUCUCUGCAGUGCCACUAUCUCCCCAGGUACACAGAAACCAAAUACUGCAAAAUGAGGUCAGGGCCAGAUGUAUAGCUAUUUCAGAAUGCUAGCAGACCUGCCUUGGACUGAUGGGAAUCACAGCCCCCAUCACUGAGAGACAGGGAUGCCUACCCUGCCUCUUGAGCUAGUGGUAAAGUCUGUUGAGGAGACACUUUGCUCAUGAGCAAAAAGACACUUUCAAUGUAAUUGCCAGUGUUGCUUUCUCAUCACAGUAAACCAUGGCUGAUUCCUUCAGUGCAGCCGGUAUGUGAGUAAUUGUGAAUUAGCUGCAAAUUGGCAUAUGAAAAAAAAUGGUUUGAAGUUGGCUUGGAAAACAUGGUUUAAAUUUUAACAUAUGUACUGGGCAAAACACUCCAAUUUUUCUACUUGCAAGAUGGCAAGCUGAAAUCUCAUUGGUAUAUUCCUAUAGCACCCUCUGAGGGGCAGGCUUAGAAGAGUAAGCUAAAACAUAGGUUCCAUUUCAGCCUGGUUCACACAUCAUGCUAAGCCAAACUUGGGCUAAAUGAGAAUGUGUUAGGGGCUUGGAGAGGAACUCAAAGCUACUUUGAGACCCCAAAUCUCUGGCCAGUGCUGGCUGGUGCUGAUGGGCACUGGAGUUCAAUAACAUCUGGAGGGCAACAUAUUCCUCAUUUGGAGUUAAAUAAAUAACUUCUAAGCUAGAUAACUCAUCUGCUUUACCAUUCUAAGAGGUUUUCUUACUGUCCACCCCAACCACCAUGAUUUGUAUGGAUUUCAUGUACAUACGAACUUCUAAUUCUUUUGUGUCAGGUUUGCAAACUACCUUCUCAGAUUGAGCUGACUCCCUUUGUUAUAGGUACAAAUGAAUUAACAGAAAUGCUACAUUAUCUCCUUUUGUUUGCUUAAAAGCCAUUUGAACUACUUCACAGAUGACAAAUAGAACCAAAUGGAAAUGGUUCCCACCCCCAAAGUAUUUUCUCUUAGAUAGCAUAUGCCCAAUUGUGUGAGCAGAUGAACGCUUCUUUAGACACACGGAACUCAGACUAAUUGUAUCAAAUUUGCAUUUGAGAAAGGGUGCACGGGCAUUUUAUUUGAGACAAAAUAACUGCCACUUUAAAAGUUACAUUUUGGUGUAACCUGCUGUGUGCUGCUACAACUGCAUAAUUGCAAAGAAUAGUUUUGCAUUUUCAAAUGGUGCAAAAGUAUAUGCUUUAAGACACGCUGGUACUGCGGGUGCUGGAAGCAUUUUUCCUGUUUAAAUAAAGAUCUCUGUGGUUUUCACUAUUAUGGAAUUAUUCUCCCUUUAAUUUAGCAAAACCCUCAAUGGAGCAUAUAUUAAAGCCUAAAGGGACUUGCCUGUUAAUAUUAACAGCUCCUUUACUAAAUAUAUGUAGUCACAUUCAGAGGGAAUGUGGGUGAUAGCCUAAACUAUAAACACAGUAUUCUAAUCUUGCCAGCUGCAACUGAUGACUGACUGAGUUUUCUUCUACAGCCAUUCAGUUCGCUGUGGGCAUUCUACUGCAAUUCAGUGUACUAAUAUAUGUGGGAAUGUUUUGAAUUGUGGUACACAUAGCUGUGCCCAGAUAUGCCAUUCAGGAAAAUGCCAGCCGUGUGAAUUGACUGUAAAACAAGGUGAGUGGUGUGUGUGUGUGUGUGUGUAAAAUUAAAUUUCUAAUAAAAUAGUACUAAAACUUCCAGGAGUUGUUGAUUAUGUAGGACCAACAUGCUUCAGAAUUCUGUUAGGCUUUCCUGAACCUUUUCAUGGAUUGACAUGAAGAAAUAGAGCUACUGAAGUACAGUAACAAAAUGAUGUAGCAGCAACAGGGCUGGAGACACCAUUGUUCCAUCAGGAAAACGGAACAUAGCUAGGGAAUUGGGAGUAUUAUCAGAAGAAUAGUGCUCUCCCUCUCCCAUUCUCCUUUAGUUUAAGUUAGUGAUGAAGACUAAAAAGAGCAGCUGGUCACUAAAAUGACUCAAAACAUGUUUUUUUCCUCUGAAGUGUCCAGUCGGUAAUCAACUGCAUGCAGUUCAUAAGGUUGCUGUUUUUCUUCUUCUUUUAAGGCUACAGUAUUUGUACACACUCCUAGUGGUUCAACUUAGUAACUUUAAAUCACACUCUUACAUGAGAAGGAUGAAACAAUCCAAUCAUACACUGUGCAAUUUCUUACGGUUCCAAUUAGGGAUGGUGUUUUAAUUGUGCCGAUUUCUGGUGUGGCUGCAGAAACUGGUAACUCGUAACUGCUGCCCCCCACGUUGCUUUUGCUGCAUUAACAGCACUGAAGUGACCUCCCCAGGGCACAAGCCUGGGCAAGUGUGUAUGGAAGUCCUGGGCUGCCAGACAAGACACAUACCCCCAGCCUUGCUGAUGUGCUCCAAAGGAAAGCAGAACAGUACGUUUGGCACCAGCUUGGCUGCAGGAGUUGCGAGAAGGAGGCGUACAAGGUGCCAUCCAACCGUCUUAGGGACUCCACUCUGGAUUGGUGUAGGAUUUACUCCUUUUGUGGGGUGGGUCAAUCCAAUUGAUCUGGCUAAUCUUUAUUUUGGCUCAUGUGUUGUCCUUUCACUUUAUGAUAACCCUUUCUGUUUCUCUUUCUCCCCAAAUGCUUUUUUCUGUACAGUGUGUUACUGUGGGAGCACCUCUCGAGAAGUGUUGUGUGGGACAAGUGAGGAUCAUUUCUCUUGUCUGAGAACAUGUGGCAAGUAAGUUCUGCUUGGAACCUGAGCUCAGUUUUGUCAACGUUUGUGGAUUAACAUAGCCUUACGUGGGAUAAAUUGUAUUUCUUUAAUUUCAGAAAACUAUCCUGUGGAAUGCACAACUGUGCACAAGUAUGCCAUCCCCAGUCUUGCCAGCCUUGUCCACGGCUGCCACAAAUAGUGCACUGUUGCCCUUGUGGGCAAACGCCCCUUAAUAAAUUAUUAGAGCUGGGGUGCACAGAACGUAAACUCUGCACAGAUCCCAUCCCAUCGUGCGGAAGAACAUGUGGAAAACCUCUGCCUUGUAGUAGCUUUGGUAAUUAGAAUGUUGCUUGCUUGUGUAUGUAGCAUUCAUUUGUGUUGAAUUUUAUUGCCACUUCCAGAACGAUUAAAAAAAAGAUGAAAUAAAAGUGCAUUUCUAUGGUGGCAGUUCAAGUUGAUAGAAAAAGCCUAUAUAGAUAAGAAACUUUUCUUUGGGGAGGAAGACGGAAAAGAGGUUGUAAGCUGCUCUGUGUUUUACCAAACGGUUGUACUUUUGCGCAGCCUCUCACCUCCAGCCACCAGGAUAAAAAGGAUCUAACUGCUGUAAGAAAGGCAGUUUUUCCAAGCUGGUGAAUCCUGCACAAGAGCAAAUGAACGGAGCACCGUACCUUUGUAAUGUAUAGACCUAGUGUGAUGUAAUGCAUAGAACACCAGACUUGGGCUAGGAACGCCUGUUUUCAAAUACUUGCGUGACUGAGCUUGGGUCAGCCAUUAUCUGUCAGUCUAACCUACCUCGCAGGACCUAGUGAAUGAUAUAUUCACAAUAAAGUUAAAAGUUUCAAAAUUUGUUGCAAAAGCGGUAGCAUGGACAACUAGUGUUAUUGUUUACUGUAAGGAAUGGAAUCUGUGAUUGCUUAUUUUGCUCAGGGAAUACAUAGUUACUCUGGGUUGUAUCCAAAUUAGCAUUACCAUGCCCCAUCAAUGCAGUAAUACCUGGCUGUGCCACAAUACUUUCCGCCCACCCUCCUCCUCCAGCAGGCCUCUAAAUCUGUUCUAUGGAUUUGCCCAACCCUCUGGAGCAGAUUUGGUAAGGGUGUAGGGCGAGGAAGGUGAAUCCCAUUUGCUGACAGGACACGUUAGUUAAAUACAACCCAGUGUAUUAAAGUUUCAGUUGACCAUAUUCUCUUAAUUAUGCAUAGAUGCUGUUCAUACAUGUGAAAACCUCUGCCAUGAAGGAGAAUGUGGACCAUGUUCUCGCACAUCAAAGAUUUCCUGCAGAUGUGCCUUAAAAACAAAGGUAAUUCCUAAAAAUAAUAAAGAAUGAAUAUUGAAAGUAAAACAGUCUUGUGGCACUUGAAAGACUAAAGCAUAUGAUAUCUACUUUUUAUGUUUGCAUGGUUAUCUUCUAAUCUGAGCCUGCAAAACUGUGUUUCCGUUUCUGUCCCAUGUGAUGUGUUUUUUCCUAUAUAAAGAUAUUUGUGCCACAAUUAUUGAAGGUCCAUUUAUUUUUGGCAGUGUUACAUAGCAUUUUAACCAAAGUAUUCAAAUAUUUUUAAAAUAGAUGUGCUAUAAUGCUUACCCAUGGGCUAUUUGGCUCCCCUCCCCUCUUGUUUUGGAAAUGUGAUGGUGUAAGAAUCCCCAAGUGUAGUAUUGAUGAGGUGAAUUGGGCUUGAACCAAUGAAUUCCAGAUCUCUCGAUUCCUGCCGCUUACCCUAAAAUUGGGUGAUUUUUAAGGAUCAGUACCCUAAUGCCAUAAGCUUUUCAGUAUUUAAUAUCUUGAUACUUGAUGUGGAGAAAGAGGAGAGAGAGAACUUUUUUUCCCUUCUCUUGUAACACUGGAACCCAGUGUCAUCCAAUAAAGCUGACCAGUAAGAGAUUGUUGUUGUUUAGUCAUUUAGUCGUCACUGUCAGAGGAAGAGGGGGGCGCGGGGAUCGCACCACCCCUGUAGGCAGCAUGCCCCGCCCCCCAGAAUGUGCACCAGCCCUGCCCCCAUCUGCUCUGCGCCCCCGGUGUCAGAGCAUGAAGCUCCGCCACCGUUAGUUGUGUCCGACUCUUCAUGACUCCAUGGACCAGAGCACACCAGGCACUCCUGUCUUCCACUGCCUCCCGCAGCUUGGUCAAACUCAUAUUCGUAGCUUCGAGAAUACUGUCUAACCAUCUCAUCCUCUGCCGUCCCCUUCUCCUUGUGCCCUCAGUCUUUCCCAACAUCAGGGUCUUUUCCAGGGAGUCUUCUCUUCUCAUGAGGUGGCCCAAGUAUUGGAGCCUCAGCUUCAGGAUCUGUCCUUCCAGUGAGCACUAGAUCAUACUCUCCAGUGAGAGAUUAUGGAUGGACAAAAGGAAGUGUUUCUCACACUGCCUAGCUAAACAAUGGAAUUUGCUUCCAUAGGACAUGAUGAUGCCACCAGUUUAAGACAAUUUUAAAAGUGGAUCAUUCAAAUUUGUGGAGGAUAAGGCUAUCAGUGACUCUGGUCAUAAUGGCUAUAUGCUACCUCCAGGAUCAGAGGGGCCAAGCCUCUGAACACCAGCUGCUGGGAGCACAAGUAGGGAGAGUGUUGUUGCAUUCCUGUCCUGUUUGUGAGCUUCUCAUAGGCACUUUGUUGUCCUCUGUAGAAAACAGGAUGCUGGACUAGUAGCAGGGCUCUCUAUACAGUGGUACCUCGGGUUACAGACGCUUCAGGUUACAGACUCCGCUAACCCAGAAAUAGUACCUCGGGUUAAGAACUUUGCUUCAGGAUGAGAACAGAAAUCGUGCUCCAGCGGCGCAGCAGCAGCAGGAGGCCCCAUUAGCUAAAGUGGUGCUUCAGGUUAAGAAAAGUUUCGUGUUAAGAAUGGACCUCCGGAACAAAUUAAGUACUUAACCCGAGGUACCACUGUACUGGGGUUUUGGAUUUCAAAUCAGCUUCCAAUAAACUGUCGCCUGUAUAGUGCAGCAAAUGUACUUUAUGGUAGUGUUGAUUUCAAAGCGGAGUUUUGCAGUCGCUAAUGCAGCCACACAGAGUAGAUCUCUUUAAUUUUUUUAUAAACUAACCCAUGAGACUGAUAUUUUCAGUCCUUCAGGAGGCUGCCUCUAGACACUUUUACAUAUUUGAAAUUCUGCUUGUUGAUUGUGAAAUACAUGCUACUAUCCUGAAUUGUUGUCCCCUCCUGUUGGUUGUAAGGUGACUGCUUUUGUGUGCUUCUGGAAUAAUUCAGCCUUCACACAGUUCACUGGAUUCAUCCAUCACAGCCAGACUUUUCAGUUUUCAUAUGCUGAAAAUCUAGGUGCAGUGAGAACAUGUGGCACUGAGAAUUUUUGCAAUGGUUAAGAUGCAAUAUUAGCUGUUGCAAUGUGUUUUUCUUUAAUGUCAGUCUGAUGGUAGAAAUAAUGUGGCUAUAAUCCAAUCAAUUUUCUUUUCUUUAGGAAGUUCCCUGUGCCUCACUCAAAAAUCAAGGUAACAAACACAUUCAUGGCUGUUAUAUGCUGGUACCCUUGUGAAAUAGCACUACGUGUGCCAUGUAAACACAGUGGUUGCAACUCACAAAGUUAGUUCGGCACACUUGGCUGAGGCUUUCAGUUACUGACUAUUGAAAGAGAAGGAGACGCCUUGCAGACCUUUGCCUGUUACAGCCAAUUCUGGGAGCCCCAUGUGCAUGAAGAAACGUUAAUGAUGGCUGCUUGUUGUCUGGCUCCUUGACACCUCAGAAAGCAUAAGCAUUUCCUGAAAUGUCAUUGAAAGCACAUAAGCAAAAUUCUUGCAUAUAUGCCCACAUAUGUAUACAGUGGUACCUUGGUUUGCAACCGCUUUGGAUUACAACCGUUUUGGAUUACAACCAUGUCAAACUCGGAAGAUAAGUGAAUUUUUGCAUAACAAGCAGGCAGAUAACAGAAUCUGUCUGUGUAUAUAUAUUAAAUAUGCAAAUAUUCCUCAAGGUUUGCCUGCAAUUGAUAUACUGCUUCUUACACAAGUAAUCAUUAACUCCCACGUGGCUUUGGCGUUCCAUACUUGUCAUUCACUGAAGCCAGAUAAGCCAAAUUAAGUUUUAGGCCUCAUGGUUGAAAUGUUUAGUAACUUCUAAAUAGGUAUCAGUCUAAAUCUAAAAAAUAAAUGCAAAAGCAAUUUUGUUUUAUGAGUUAUGGAAUUUGCUUUUCCAGUUACUUUUAUAGGUUGAUACAAUUCUUAAAAUUGUAGCUUAAUGUUUCCUGUAAGCUGCCUUGGAAGGGUCCUGAAAGGCAGGAUACUAAUAAGAUUUGCCUGCGUUCUUUAUAUGGAUCUUAAAAGGGCUAAUGUCUUACCACAGUUAAUGCAACAUGGAGCCUAAGGGUAGGUGCAGUAAUUUUCAAUGAAUAGCAAUCAUGUAAAUGUAUUUUCUCAUUUGUAGUUGAAGUUGUGUUCUUGUGUGACAAGAGAUGCAACAAGAAGCUGUCAUGUGGACGACACAAGUGUAAUGAGAUUUGCUGUGUGGUGAGUUCAUAAAUAUAAUGAUUUUUUUUUUUCCAGCAGAAAAAGAAAUUGUUUUUUCCUUUUAUUAGUUGUUUGAACUCUUAAUUAAUAUUUAGAAGGCUGGCUAAUAAUAGCCAUAAGCAAUCAUCCUGGUUUUGAUCUUUAAAGAAAUUUGCUUGAAGCCAUUUUGAUUACUCUUCUGUAGAGGCUGAAGCAAGGAACAGGUUGAUGUGAAACUUUGUGGGUUUUUAAAAUUAAUGUUCAUUCAGAAAAAGAAAAAUACAUAUUCCCAUAUUUUUAGGUUUUUUCCUUAUACAUAAUUUCUAUAACGACUUCCCAUCACCCCAUGGUGGAUGCUAAAUGCUUUAACGUGUUGCACUCUUCUUUAUCAGUCCAAAUCAUUUAGAAGAAAAACCAAGUAUUAAGCAUAAAUUAUUAAUUUGAUAUAAAGGAAAGAGGGGGCGCAAUUUUCAUUUUCCCCAUCACACAUAAAACGACAUAACUUACAACACACCCACCACGUUUUUUCUUUUGCAGGACAAAGAACACAAGUGCUCUUUGAUUUGUGGACGGAAACUCAAUUGUGGCAUCCAUAGAUGCGAAGAACCUUGUCAUCGUGGCAAUUGCCAGAAGUGUUGGCAGACUAGUGAGUGCACAUCAGAAUUGUAUGCUCUAUACUAGUUUUGAAAUACAUAGUCAAUUCGCUUCACUCAAGUUGUUUAAAAUUAAUUAGUUUGUUUAAAAUUAUGAGUAAAAUCCCAAUCCUUGAUCUGUGCUGCUGGAGAGGGUUGGGAACAGGUGGCAGUAUCCUUUUGCUGGGCUCUGCCAUCAUGGGGGCUCCCAUUCAGCUCACCAAAAGGAUAGGAAGUUCGGAAGCUACAGUUGGCAGUAUUCCUGCUGUGGGUAGCUGGCGUAAGUCCCCAAAAUGAAGGUUUUAUUGGGGCAGAGCAGAGCCGCCAGUGGAUCUGCUGGGUACAAAGCAGAUCCAUGUCCCAGAGUUGUGCUUAAUCUGAGUCUCUGCUGGGGCAGCCUUGAGCUGGGGCAGCAAAAUUGUAAAAACAACCACCACCACCACCACCACCACCACCACCACCUUGGAGUGAGCAGCAGGAUUGUUGAAUGUGGCGGUGGAUUUCCUACUCUUUCCCACCCUGCUGUUUGUGACCAGGGCUUUGGAUUGAUCUACCCCUACAUUGAGCACAAUGCAAUACCCCUUAGUUUCAAUUAAGUCCCAUACCAUUUUUCCCCCAGUUUGCUUUCGUGCCCACUUUUUUUUUAAAAAAUAGAUAGUAAAGGUAAAGGGACCCCUGAUUAUUAGGUCCAGUCGUGGCCAACUCUGGGGUUGCGGCGCUCAUCUCGCUUUAUUGGCCGAGGGAGCCGGCGUACAGCUUCCGAGUCAUAUGGCCAGCACAACUAAGCCGCUUCUGGCGAACCAGAGCAGCGCACGGAAACGCCAUUUACCUUCCCGCCAGAGCGGUACCUAUUUAUCUACUUGCAGUUUGAUGUGCUUUCGAACUGCUAGGUUGGCAGGAGCAGGGACCGAGCAACGGGAGCUCACCCCGUUAUCUAAAAAAUAGAUAAGUGCCCGCUACCUAUAGAUAUAUCAGUUGGAUAAUAGGUCAGUUAUUAGUUAUCAGUUGGAUAAUAGGUCAUGGAAGCUCUUUCAUUGCAUAUAUGAAAGUCUGUUGUGCCAGCAAAGCUACAGCAUUGGUUUAUGUCUGCAACCUAUUUUUUUUUAAUUUUUUUUUUCAGGCUUUGAGGAAUUAACGUGUUACUGUGGUGAAUCAGUGAUAUACCCCCCAAUACCUUGUGGUACUCGACCACCAGAAUGUAAAAAUUCAUGUACUAGACCUCAUGAAUGUGAUCAUCCAGGUAAGACUUACAUACAAAAUGCAUUUAACAACUACAACUACUACAACAGCCGUGCCAAACUAAGAUGAUGAAUCUAUUAAAUUUUCAAAUGUAUGAUGUAACAGUGCAGAUUCAGGUGUAGGUUUUGAACUUAAAUCUUAAUAUUAAUUUCUGAACUCCAGAACAUUUCUUACUGUAGUAAAAUGCAGGUGUAAAAGCCUUCAAAGCGUUUUCUUAAUUCAUAGAAGAAUAAAUAGGGCAUUCACUUCAAAUAAAAGUAGAUUCAAAUACUCUUCAUGUGAUCAGAGACCUGAUGAAAGAGAAUUUGGUAAAGUUUCCUCUGUCUUGUUAGUAAAAUAACUGAGGCAGUGGUUAUUUUUUCGAUAAGCGUGGAACAAAAUAGCUUGAAAUACAAGGUUGCGUCCAUUGUUGCUAUUCUGCUUGCACAGCAGAUUCUACUGCACAAUGGAACUUCCCCCUCCGUUUCUCUCCUCUGUUACACCAUCAAAAUCUGGUCCAGGGAGUUGGGAAACCCUCUUCAGAAGAUUUUGGCGGCAUUUGGGGAGAAUACAUGAACGGGAAGUCCCAUUGCGUGAGUGGAAUUGCACUCACAUAGCAUUGGAUAAAACCUAGUAGGUUUGCGAGAUGAUCCCUCACAUGGAAUGAAUUAAUUUGAUUAGCUAUUAAAUACCUUCCCACAAUACAGUGUAGAGGGAGGACAUGCUCUGGCAAAGAAUAAUGUCAUAGUUUGCACUGUGAAGCCUAUUUUUUGUGCACUAAUAUAGAAGUCCUCUUUUAAGCUCAGAGGAAGUCCAUCUUGAGAACUGGUAAAAUGAUACCACAUUUAAAAUGAGAGCAGACCAAGUGACUUAGAUGAGGCCACAAUUGAUGUACCAAUCAGUGGAGCAACCAUGUAAAAUUUUGCUUGCCUGAUUGCACUGAACAAUAGAAUGUAAAAAUAUUAAAUGCUAAAAUACAUGGCUUUAGAAGGACAUAUUUGAAUUUGUUUCAUUAAAGAGAUUUCAUCUUGAAACAUUUCCUUACGUUAUUUGAAACUCGUUUUCCCUCCUUCUGUGGAUGCAGUGUAUCAUUCCUGUCAUAGUGAAGACAAGUGUCCACCAUGUACAUACCUCGUUCAGAAAUGGUGUAUGGGAAGACAUGAGGUAAGUGUGACUGUUUAACUUCCCAUUUUUAGAAAUAAAGCAUAGCUGUGUUUUAUUUGUACGUUAGUGGUGUUGCUCAUAUCUGCACACUGUACAGCUGGGUCCAGAUCAUGUCUUGAUUUAUUAAGCUAAGAUUUAAAUGAACCUUUUGUCUGCACACACAGCCCCUUCUCUUCUCUCUUUGCAGUACACCUGGGUCAAAUACAGAUGACUCCAAUUGACCACAGUGUCCUAUUUCAUCUGAACCAGGCUUAUCAUAGCGUUCGGAUUGAAUGGGAAACCAUAGUUAAUUGUAUACAGUUGUACCUUGGAUCCCGAAAGCCCUGGAACUCUGACGUUUUGGCUCCCGAAUGCCUCAAACCCGGAAGUGAUUGUUCUGGUUUGCGAACGUUCUUUUGGAACCCAAAUGUCCGACGGGGCUUCCGUGGCUUCCGAUUGGCUGCUGGAGCUUCCUGCAGCCAACCAGAAGCUGCGAUUUGGUUUCAAACGUUUUGGAAGUCGAACGGACUUCCAGAACGGAUUCUGUUUGACUUCCAAGGUAUGACUGUAGAUCUGUACUUCAUUUGGGUGCAGUGUGAAAAGAAAAGAAAGUCUGCAUGCAUGGGCAAAAGGGAUCAUUCAUAUUUUGGCUUACUGAAUAAAAAUGUGAUUGUCCAAACAGAACUUAGGUUUUUAGAUGCUUUUUUAAAAAACAGGCCAAACCAGUUUGUUUCCUCAAUGACAAGGCUCUUAAAUUUUUGCUGAUGCAGAGAACGGAGUGUGAGUUGUGUUUACCUUUUUUUGUGGCUCUGAACUGACAAAGCUCUUUAAGUAUUUGGCAGCCUAUGCCCAUUUGGGGGGGGGGGGGCUCUGUGAAAAAUCGUAUUAAAAUAUGUGGGCUUAGACAACCAUUUUGUCAUCAUGAGUUGACUUUUGGAUAGCCACUUUUACAGUGAAAAUCUGAAGAUAACUCUGCUUUAUGAAGGGGUUUGUCAUGUGUCUCACUGCAACACAGAUGCCUGAUGAACUCAUUCAGAAGCCUUUAAUGAGCACAGGUCCCUUCAUAUGUGGUCUAUUCCAACUCUAUGAUUCUAUGAUUCUAUGAUAUGUCUGUCAAAAAAGUUCCUCUACAAUGAGAGAUUGGCCCAUCCUAUGCAGUUAGUAUAUCUGCUUUUAAAUAAUAGACAUUCUUAAACCUCAUUUCUUACAAGGUUGUCCAGUAUCCAUCUCUUUGUUUCUUCUUCUUUUUUCCUUCCUGGCUUAGUUGCGGAGCAAUAUUCCCUGCUACCUCACUGACAUCUCCUGUGGUCUUCCCUGUGAUCGAAUGUUAAAAUGUGGAAUGCACAAAUGUAAAAGGAUUUGCCACAAAGGGGAAUGCCUCAUAGAUGAAGAAUGCAGGCAACCGUGUACUAUCCUUAGGCUUCACUGUAAUCAUCCAUGUAUGUCUCCAUGCCACCCAUCUUUACCAUGCCCCACAACGUCUUGCAGUGCAAAGGUAGGUGACAUAAAAAAUAAUCAGACAUUUUUUUCAAAAAAAUAAAUAAUUUUUUUCAUUUAAUGUCAGCCACUUUAGAUGGGCAGCAUGGCCCAGUCUGCAAAAUAUAAAAACCACGGCCUUUCUUUUUAAAGCUGAUUUUGUCAAAUGGGUUUGUACAGAUGUCAUGAACUUGCAAGUAUUGAAGUUUCAUUAGUUUGUGAAUGAUACCGUUGUUGAGCAGGGAGCAGGGUGUUAAUUGGUUUGUGGUCAGUUGUUCUUGUUUUUAUUAUGUGUUUUGUGUUUUUAUAUUGUAUCUUUAUGUUGUGAACCACCCUGAUAUCUAUGGAUAAAGGGCAGUAUACAAAUUUAAUAAGUAAAAUAAUAAAAUAAAUAAGAGAGCCACUGAAAUCUUUGAUGUAUUGCAUUCACGAAGAAUGUUCUGUGUGAAGCUGUCCUGAACAUUCAGCUUCAUUGAAUGGCCAUGGGUUCUAGUAUUAUGAAGGGGGGAUUUCUCUAUACAGCACUGAUGCACUGUAUAUGUUAUUAUAGUAGAUAUAACCUUGAUCUUCCAGUAAAUCAAGCAGAGUGUUUGGCAGAUUAUUUGGAUUGCUACUGUUAUAGUGUAGUGCAGCCUGUUGCCGUCCAUAUGUUUUAGAUUACAUCUACCAUCAGCCUCUGGCAACACGGCCAAUGAUCAGGAAUGUCUUGGAAGUCGUCUAAAUAUCUGGAGGGUACUAGGUUGGGGAAGGUUGAUUGCAGUAGCUUGAUUUUCACUUAGAUAACAGCAAAUGAAUCCAUCGUAUUUUAGGGAAUCAGGGAAUUCUCACCUGUGUUUUCUUCAAAUCAUAAAAUACUUAGGAACGUUAGAUUCCUGCCAUAUUCCUGGUUUUGUGCCAUUAUAGGUUGAACUUCAUUGUGAGUGUGGGAGAAGAAAGGAGACUAUGAUUUGUUCAGAAGCAUCAAGCACUUUUCAAAGGUAUUUACUGGCUCUGACUUCUGUAGUACAGUAGGCCUGUCCCUUACGUGAGGGUUCAGUUCCCGGGAGGGGGGUAAGGUCCACGCGUGCAAAGGCAAAAUUGUGCAAAGUUGGGAACUCCCGGAAUACCUCCCCCCCAGCAAGUUGAAGGACUGCUUAUUGGGGUCUGAGAAGGUCACGGGGCAGGUGGCUGUGAGCUUCCCAGGGCUGUCCUGCAAGCUUCCCACACCCUGGUAAGCAAGGAGGCUACUUCCUUAACUGGCCUCUGGGACAGUCCCAGAGUUGUCACACCUCCUUUCCAGAGGCCAGUAAGAUAGGUACCAUCAUGCUUACUGGGCUUUGGGAAGUGGCCGUGACGGCUCUGGAUGCUUUCAGAGCCCUCCUGCUCCCUUCCCAAAGCUUGGUAAGUGAGGAAAACCUGCUGGGUGCACAGGGGUGGGUUGUGUUGGGAGAAAUAAAUGGAGAGUGAAGAGCAAUGGGGUUCCCCAGUUCUCCAUUUACUUACUUACUUACUUACUUAUUUCUACCCCACCCGCAUACGGUUGCAAUUGUGUAAGCAGAGUCAGCACAAGUUGCAGACUUAAUGUGUGUGUGUGUUGCUGUUUCUGUGCAGUAAUUAAUCAUAAACAGCCAUGGCUUUUCUCUAAAAUUUGUAUGUCCUAGAAACAGAAAAUUAAUUUACUCACUUGCUCUUUCAUACUGAGCAUUGUAAUGUGUUCUCCUGCUACUAACAGGAGGUAGCAGCUCUGCAAUAUAUGUCGUCUGUGUUUCAAUUUAACAGGAAGUCUAUAAAUAAAUAACUAGACAUAAAUAAACUCUUGGCAGAAUUUUUUUCUUGUCAACUAUUCUGAGUGGGAAAUUAUGAUAAUUUUUCCUACUUUUUAUAUUGAAUCGUCUUUUGUAACUCCUAUCAGAAAUGUUACAUUAAAAAAAAAAAGCACCAUAUUAAUCAUGGUCUAGCUUGGGUAUUUAAGACCACUAGUGUCUGAAUUGAGUAAGGGAUGCUAAUUUAAGUUUUUCAGAUAGCAUGCCAGUAAUAAUAUACAUGCAAAAUUUGGGGACAGCUAUGGAUGUAAUCACAUAAUAUCUGCUAUGUAUUUUUCUUGCAUCAUUGGUAGGAGAGAUUAGCUUAUUCCUUAACGGAAAAGACUUCUAAGGUCUAUGUUUCGCUCAUUCAAGUGCAUUCCAUCAUUGCCCUUGACUUCAUAGUUUCCUUGACACACUCAAUCCUCUGUGUACCCUCCAGCCCUCUGUGUACCCUCUAAAUUAGCUCUGGAGGGUUGAGAGAUGAUGUGGAGCUGUUUUGGAGGUUACAGGGCAGGCCAUUGUGUCAGCAGAAAGCUGCUGGUGCAGGUUUGGGUGCCAUCCCCUGGGAAUUUUCUGUUGCCUCAUUUAAAGACAUUUUAUGUUUCAUAAAUAUCAUUCUUUUCCAGAAUAGCUGCUAUUUCUAUAGCCUCUAAGUUAACCGAUCCACACCACGGAGAUUCAAUAGAGAUCAGCAAAUUGAUUACCAAAAAGGAAAUGAAGCAAACCAGGUAAUCAAAUUAUGAAACAAAUACUUGAAUAGACUCAAAUUACUGCUGAACUGAGGAGCUUAACGAGUUUUAAAAUCAAAUGAUAGCUUACCUAUCAGUUGCUGCUUUGAUUUGGGGGCCGGAGAUGCAGAAGUUGUCCCCUGUAAUCAGUUACCAUUGUUGACUGUUCACUAACUAUGAGCUGUCCAUAGUUUCCUGUGGAGAGUGAGGAGUGGAAGCUCAACAUAGAGUUAUUCCAGUUAAGCAUCAAGUCCGAACACUAUUGAAUACUAACAUCUGAAAUCUUUCUAUGCUAUGUCCAGCUGCUGGUAAGACAAGGCAAAUAGGAGCUUCUGUUUCACUGAAAAUACUAUUUUUUUCUAUAUGUGGGGGAGAGAGGAUUUUACAAGGAAAUGUAAUUUUGUGCAUUGUAUCUUGUUUGUGUAGGCUGCAGUGUGAUGAUGAAUGUUUGGCUCUUGAAAGAAACAGGUAGGUAAUAAUUUUAUAAUUUAAUUUAGCAAGACGGAUUGUGUGCUAUAGCAGUUAGAGUGUUGGCCUAAGACCUGAGAGACCAGGGUUCUAAUCCCCACUUAACCACAAAAGUGACCUUGGACCACUCAUUGUCUCUCCACCUUAACACAGGGUUGUUAUGAGGAUAAAAUAUGGAGAGGGGAAACAUGUUCGCCACCUGGGCUCCUUGGAGGAAAGGUGGGAUAUAAAUGUAAUAAAACAACCAUCUCUUUAUUCUAUAUUGGGUGGAAAUAUCGUGGAAUUAAAUUACGUAAGAUUAGGAGGAGGUAAUCUGAACAGACCGGAAUUUAUUUGUAUUUCAUUUAUUUAACAAACUUUUGUUCCUUCCAUUAAAAAAAAAAUGCUUUGUAGGGUAGCUUGCAGGUACACAAAAUACGAAACAUUAAUAAAAUCCAAAAUAAUGAGAAGCAAAUAAAAAAGGAGAGUGAUAAAGGCAAUAUAAAACUAGCCACAUCCUGGGUUUAAAAUGUUUAAAGGCCCAGAGUGGAAAAAAAAUUUCCCUUGACACUGAAAAAGUAACAAAAUGGGGACCAGGUGAGUUUCUUGACCAGGGGCACUAGUGUCAGCACUGAGGAGAGCCUCUCCAGAGUAGCCAGUGGCACCCAGAAAAGGGCCUUCAGAGAAGACCUCACUCUAUGGUAGGCUGAUGAUGGGGCAACUGAGUAAUCUAGGACCACUCUGGUCCCAAGCUGUGUAUGGCUUUGAAGGUAAGCACUAGUACUUUGAAUUGUGCUUGAAAUGGACUAGGAACAAGUGUGGCAUCACCCAUGCCUGUGGGCAACUUGGAAUUCCGUUAACCUCUGGAGGUGAACUGUUGGAAAGGGUCCACCACACCUGAGGAGGGGAGCAGUCUUCCCCAGUGUAAAUGGCAACAAGAAGUUACCAGACCACAAUGAAGCCAUAAACAGGAAUUCCCUACUUGUGUAAAUGAGAAGCAGUUAUUUGGCAUAAUCAUGGGUCAGUAGCAGUAUUAGAAACAGAUAUGAAAGCUAGGAGCUAAAUGGCACCUUAAACCUAGGAUAUGGGCGCAACAACAGAAUGUCUAGGCACGCUUUUUUAUAAUGAAAGCAAAGCUGAAAAUGAAUUAACUGCAGCUGAAACAUUAUGUUCAUUUUUCACAUGGUCUAGUCCUUCCCCUGCCCAGCCCCCGAACAUUCUUAAGUGUAUCGGAUCUCUUCUUCAGUUUUCAGAGAGUAGCUGGAAAUGGGGAGGGAGAAAAAACUCCUUUCCUUCCACUCUGCACUUUUAAUCUGAAAUCUUAGGCCUAGUACUGUGCCCAGAGCUCAGAAACUGCUCGCGCUAAUGAAAUUUCCUGUCGCAAAAUGCAUCUAGAACAAUGGGAAUUUCUAACACUGGUCAGUCAUGGCUUAAAAGACUCUUGAGCACCUCAAAUCAUGUAAAAGAAAAAAAUCCCAGAGGUGAAUCGUGAUUCUAUAGUAUAAUGACUGUAUAAGAAAGGCUUGAAAUCAUGUGAAUGUUGUGUAGUUUAAUUUUUGUCAAAUAUUGGGGUAAAACAAUUACUUUUUAAUAUUCAUUAAUUAGGCGGUUUGCUGAGGCUCUUCAUAUUGAUGACAGUUCUGAUCCUUUUAAUGUCCGUGCCUCUGUACCCAAGUACAGUGAUAGCUUGAAAGAGGAUGCAAGGUAUGUAUCGUUGUUACUUAGUGGUUUGUGUAUUCUCCAGGGACACAUUGGUAGCCCUUUGACUUCAGUGUCCAGAGGUUAUAGCUGGAGAAUUGUUUUAAUGUUAAAAUUCUAGUUGGUCUAAUUUGCAAAGGUUUUAUUAAACGCUCAUACUGAUAAGUGCCUCUUCUCCCCCGUACAUGAUAGGGAAAUUUGUUUGAAUGUUUCCCUCUUUUCUUGUGAGUUCUCCAAGAAAAUAAUGGUGGCAUAACUAUGUUGUUAAAAGCAUGUUUAGUACAGUUGUACCUUGAUUUGUGAAUGCCUUGUGACUCGAACGCUUUGGCUCCCAAACUGCAAACCCGGAAGUGAGUGUUCCGGUUUGUGAACGUUCUUUGGAACCCAAACGUCCGGUGUGACUUCUGAUUGAGUGCAGAGAGCUCCUGCAGCCAAUCGGAAGCCACACCUUGGUUUGUGAACGUUUUCAGAAGUCGGAUGGGCUUCCAGAACGGAUUCCGUUCAAAAACCAAGGUACGACUGUAUAUUGAACGUAAACUGUAAAUGCCUCAAUGGAGCACAUGGGCAAUGGAAUUCUGUACUCUUCCCCUGCCUAGGGUUUCCCUUCUGUAGCUGAUUUUUCUUUUACACAUGUUCAUUUCCAGUAUUGGAGCUGGUUUCAGCUAGGAGGAGCACUGUGGCGAGAGGAAGCAUGUGGAGGAAGGUUCAGAAUCUCCAUUUCAAAUUGAUUUAAGAUGUCAAUGUGGUUUAUGGCAGCUAUGAAAUUGGCAAGUGCCAUAUUAGUGAUAAUUAAAUAAUUAGGGACAAAUUCAUGGCGGAGAAAUCUCUGAAUGGCUGCUUUCCACAGUGGCUUUGUUCUUCCAUUGUUGGACAGAACAGUCUCUGGAUACUGGUUGCUGGGAAUCACGAGGAGGAAGAGUUCUGUUGCACUCAGUCCUGCUUUUGGGUUUCCUGUAGGCAACUGGUUGGCCACUUUGAGAAGACGAUGCUCAACUACAUGGACUGUUAGCCCAAUCAGGCUUUUAUGUUCCUACCUGGUACUUUAUUUGUGAUUCUCACUGACCUCCAUUUGAAGGCACAAAUCUGCCCACUGGUCCAAAGAGGUUGGUGACCUCUUGGGAAAAAAGCAGUGAAACGAUAUGUAUGAUGCUUAUUCCAUCAGAAUUUAAAUGCAGUGUGAAUGUUGAAGCUCGUAUAUACUUUUUUUUUUUUAAUUUACCUUGUGAAAAAGCAGAAAAUGUCAAUUGUGGCUUUAAAAUGAGGCAUAAUGAAAUUGGAUUGCAAGUGAGAGUCUGAAACUACUCACAGUGUAUCCUGUAUGAUUUGUGCUGGGAAAACACUGGUGUAUUUCAAAUGCUAUGUAUGGAUAGCAGUAGUCCUCCUUACAUUUGUCAUACAAUUCUUUAUUAUUACAGGAAAGAUUUAAAGUUUGUCAGUGAAGUUGAGAAAGAAAUGAAAGCCCUUGUAGAAGCAGUAAAUAAGGUUAGUAACGGGGGAACCUUUUAUUUCCUGUUAAUUUUUUGAAGUGUACAUACGUUUAAGCCAUGAACAAAACUAAAAUUUAUUUUGUAAGAUUUCUUUAACUUAUGGGGCAGAGAGAAACAUGUAUAUAUGAUGCACAUAUGUACAUAAACUUGGAUGCUAUAGAUAUUUUUAUUAUUGCAAUUAACAGUUGUGAUUCAAAGAAGUGAUACAUAUUUAUUGUAGAUAGUUCGUUCUCUAGUCUUUCAGAUUAACACAUAACAGAAGCUAGAAACUAGAAUGCUUCAUUCUUCUCCAACCUUCAUGAAAGAAACAUAUAAAAUAAACAUCUCUCUGUAAUCCAGAGCAAGCAUACAAAGAAGAGCCAUUGCUUCCCGCCUAUGAACAGAGAACACCGCAGAAUCAUCCAUGAGCUUGCUCAGGCUUACGGCAUAGAGAGUGUGAGCUAUGAUAACGAACCAAAGCGCAAUGUUGUUAUCAGUGCGGUGAAGUAUGUUGUUCCAUUUUCUUGUUAUAAGUUGCAAAAUAACCUCCUUAACAGACACUGUAAUAUUCGCAUUUGUUCUGUUUAAGCCUGUUCUGUUUUUACAUUUGCACUGUGCAAACAUCUUGUGCGUUCUUUGUGUGCCGUGUAUUUCAAAACAGCGUUUUGUUUUGUGGAGAGGAAUGUGUCGUCAUGAACAUUUCUGUUGUUGGAAACGUUCCUCAUUUGAUUCAUUUUAUAUAUAUAUUUUACAUAUUUGAAUUCGGUAAUAGUUGGCAUCAAGUCAGAUUUUAAUAUAGAGCAAAAGUCAUCAUAAGCACCAUUAGUUAAUCAGUCUUCCUCCCAACCCUCAUUUUAUAGACUUUGUAGACUUGUCUGUUGUCUUACUGUGGGAGCAGAGAGGGGGGACAUUGUUUCUGUCCAUCAGUAUUAACUUGGUGGAUGGGGUUUUUUUUUUGUUUCUAAUUUUCUCUGUAUAACAUAACUACUCACUAGUAUUUCCAAAUAACGCAGGACAUUAAAUGAAAGCAUUCUCCUAUCCCGCUGGGGUUCUUGUGUGAAGUGAGAUCUAUACAAAGGACAUGCUUUCCUCCCUUGCUUUCAAAACCCAUUUCUUUUUAAAAUUUUGAUAUAGAAGUGGCUGUGAGGGAAUGAGAGGAAGGGAAAUCUAGUCGCAGCCAUGUAGGCAUCCUUUGUCAAAGCUCAUUUAUAUUAUGGCUCUCUUUCUCCAGAGGGAAAUCAGUUUGCCCAACAGUUACUCUGACUUCGCUGCUUACCAAGGAAAGGCAGACGAGGCCCCCACCACCUAUUCCUCAUCACAAACAAUCAGAAAAGUAAGUACUAUUGCUUUGAAAUAUUGGUGCUGUAUCUUUUAUUAGUGUGUUUUCUGAAAUAAGAUACAUACACUUACAAAUGGGCAAGCUGGCAAUGCAUCCCAGUCUGUCCUACUGUCGCAGAAGAUAGAAUCGGGAUUUAAAAUGAUAAUAACAGAUUGGAGAACUGGGCCCAAGCUAACAAAAUUAAUUUCAGUAGGGACAAAUGUAAGGUUCUGCACUUAGGCAGGAAGAACCAGAUGCACAAAUAUAAGAUUGGGGGCACCUGGCUUACUAGCAGUACAUGUGAAAAGGAUCUAGGGGUCUUAGUGGACCACAAGCUUAGCAUGAGUCAACAGUGUGAUGCAGCAGCAAAAAAAGCUAAUGCUAUUCUAGGCAGCAUCAACAGAAGUAUAGUGUCCAGAUCAAGGGAAGUAAUAGUACCACUCAAUUCUGCCUUGAUCAGACCACACAUGGAAUACUGUGUCCAAUUCUGGACAGCACAAUUUAAGAAAGAUGUUGACAAGCUGGAACGUAUGUAGAGGAGGGCAACCAAGAUGACCAAGGCUCUGGCAACCAAGCCUUAUGAUGAACAGUUGAAGAGCUGUGUAUAUUUAGCCUGGAAAGGAGGAGACUGAGAGGAGAUAUGAUAGCCAUCGUCAAGGGCUGCCACAUGGAAGAGGGAACAAGCUUGUCUUUUCCUGCUCUGGAGGGUAGGAUUCAAACCAAUGGCUUCAAGUUACAAGAGAAAGGAGAUUCCGACUAAACAUUAGGAAGAACUUUCUAACAGUAAGAGUUGUUGGACAGGGCAGCGGUCUCCCUCGGGAGGUUGUGGACUCUCCUUCCUUGGAGGUUUUUUAGCAGAGGUUGGAUGGCCAACUGCCAUGGAUGCUUUAGCUGAGAUCCCUGCAUUGCAGACAGUUGAACUAGAUGACCUUUGGGUGUACUUUCCAACUGUACCAUUCUGUGAUUCUAUGAACAUCUGAAGGACCACAUCUUCCUUACCUUUGGACUAGAGCUAGACACUGUCUCCCAAAACCUUGGAAAGACUCCUUCAGUUGAUGCCCCAGUCAUUUUCAGCCAUAGCCACAGCACAAAUGUCUUAUCCUGCACAAGCAUGUAGUUGCACAACCAGGAAGUGGACUUUGAUUUUGAAUCCUGUCUUUUUAUCUGUAAGGCUGCUAAGUAUCAGUGCAUUGACUUGUAUUCAUCUGAUGCAAUAUUUGGCAGAAGCAUGUUCCAUAAGGUAGUCUCAGUAUGAAUCCCACUAUAGUAAAACAUUACUGGAGAAAGCAAAAUUUAGUUUUAAUAAAGAUCAGGGUAGGGCAGCCCACCCCACACUUAAACAGGAAGCACACACGUUCAUGUUGGUUGUUUGGGAAGAGCAGGACUUAGCAUUUUUUGUGCAGUCCACACACCCUCACUAGGUGUCUUAAAAUGCUUAAUUUAGUGGGAUUACCUUCUUUCCUUUUGUCAUCUUUUCGUUAGCUCACCUUGUUACCUUGUUGUAACAGUGCUUAGUCUUACUCUUCAAGUUCAGGAGCUUCUCCAGGUUCCAAGCAUAGUCAGGGAACGGAGGGGAAGCCCUUCCCUUUAACAUACCGUAUUUUUCGCUCUAUAAGACGCACCAGACCACAAGAUGCACCUAGAUUUUGGAGGAGGAAAACAAGAAAAAAAAAUAUUCUGAAUCUCAGAAGCCAGAACAGCAAGAGGGAUCGCUGCGCAGUGAAAGCAGCAAUCCCUCUUGCUGUUCUGGCUUCUGUGAUAGCUGCGCAGCCUGCAUUCGCUCCAUAAGACGCACACACAUUUCCCCUUACUUUUUAGGAGGGAAAAAGUGAGUCUUAUACAGCAAAAAAUAUGGUAAUUUGUAAGGUGACUCUGCCUGCUGACCAAGACCAAGGUGCUAUUGUGUCAGUCCAGAAUGGCCUGCAUUACUGAGAACCCCAAAAUUUGACUUUUACCUGAAAGUAUCAAAUUUUUAUUUCUCCUUCCCCCCAUUCUGUUUUAAUUUCAGGCACGGGAAUAGCAGCACAGAGAGAGGAUUCAAAGAGGAGCCUGUGAUUGACUACUUUGAUGUACAGGACUGAAAAGAUGAAUGUGAAAUUUGUGCCGUUGAAAAGUGGAAGUGAUGCUACCAAUCAUUUUUUCCGUUGAAACGCUUUGUACUCGGUGUAUCACAAGUACAUCCUGGAAACAGCAGAUGAAAAGAAAUAGCUUGUCAUUCUUUAACCCUCUGUGUGUGUGUAACCAGCUUUGGGGUGGGGGGAAACGAACAUAGAAUGUAAGUGCAAGUUGUAUGUACGUCUCAACAGCCUGCAUCUGACGCUGCAAAACCUGUAGUGGUUUGUAAGGACAGAUAAAUGCAACAAGUUGGCAUCUAAGGUAAUCUGCUAUAAAAUAUAAAUGAAUUAUAUCUCCUAUGUAAGAUAAACUUUUUGUCUGGGUAUAAGGCACAGUGAAACAAUAGCCCUAUGCAAGCUGUUUCCCCUCACUCAUUCAAAAUUGCACCCACCUUGUGUGAUUGGCAGCCCUGUCCUCUGCCAUCAAUGAGCUGGGGAGAGCUCAGAAGCAGGAAGCUUGUUCCCUUGUAUGAUCAGAAACACCCUGCGCGGUCGGGGCCCUAAAUCAUUCUGGGAGUAUAAACCUAUAGUGCUGGCUCUUUGUUUUAGACCUUCCCCCAACCCCCGUAUGGAUACAAGCUGGAAGGCAAAGACUCAGGGAUGGACAACAAAUGCAUCUGCAACAAAUUCUUAAAGGUUUUCAGCUUAAGGAGACAAGUUAAUUGAAUUCGUGAAGUACGAAAUUAGGGAUGCUGAUGUAUCCAGAUGAAAUGAUGAAAGCCAGCUUUUCAGUCAAAGCAUUACGAGGCGUAGUCCCAUAGCAAUUUGAACUUUGUGCAGCCUAGAAACAGUAGGAUUGGUGAGUCAGUAAGUUUAUACCCUUUUGUAUCUAAACUUGAGUUGCCUUUGCCAUAAGUCUAAUGCUGGAUAUUUUCAGGUGGUAAGUGUAUGGAGCUGGGGAUUUUUUAUGUCAUCUGUAGGUUCCUUUUUGGUUUUUUUUAAUGGAAAUGAGCUUAUCGGUUAUUCUUCAGUUAGGGUAGCAUGUAGCCUUAUGCUUUGCGUGUAGCGGUAACAAAUAAUAAUUAUUUUUUUGCAUUUUUAUCAGUGGCCAGACAGCAAUUGAAUAUGGUUACUGUACUUCAAAUGAGAUAUAAAGCCACCUUAUUAUUUCUCCUCCUCUUCCUCUUUGCAAACUGUGACCCAUAUAUUUCCUUAACAUUCUUCCUGUUUCAUACCCCUUCCUUUUGUGGACAGCUUCCAAGCUACAGGAGUGCCCACAUGGAUGCACCUUACUAAAAAGAAUAGUGUGUAAGGAUUUUAGAUGAGGGUACUGUUUAGUCAAUUUUACCUAAUUUGUACCCUGCCUUUCCAUUAAAUAUAUGUAACGGCAUUUUAUCAAUAUGCAGGGGAAUCCUGAAGUGGCUUGGACUAUCUGUAUCUGCCUUGUGAACACGUGCAAGUAUCCAUUCUUGGUGCAUUAUGAUUUAAAUUAGUGGAAUGGUUUGUAACAAGAGAAGAGGCCAAACCCACGUCCCUAGUAGAAUUUUUAAGUUCCUGUCGCACAGAGACAUUGGGUUAGUGGCCCUGCAGCACAGACAAGUGAUUGUUCCUUAUAUUACACGUUUAUUAUUAUUUAAAUACCAAAAAGUUGAGCACAAUUGCGCCUUUCCCACAGAACCUUAAAGUAAAAUGCACUUCCUUUCUGUACAUGGAGUGGAGCUGUGCUUCUGGCACCCCUAUCCAGUGGUUGGUUUUUCUGCAUGGUAGGGAUUUUGCACUCGGUAACAGUUCUGAUGCCCCCACCCCAAAGACAUGCACAAAAUAGGUGCUAUGUUACAGCUAAAAUCACAUGAAUGCAGAAGGGAUUGAUCAAGACUCAAGUGGAAGUGCAGCUCUACAUUCCUCCAACCAGUACAAUGUACUUCUGCUGCAUCAAUACACAAGAAGGAUGUAGCUGAACAUUUUGAACAGAGCCCAUAAGCACAGAAACGUUUAUUCCUAUUCAUUACUUAGCUGUUUUCAUUUAUGUGGAUAGUGGUUUUUAAGUGACUGGUUCUGCUAUUGCUUGGUGAAAAAGUGCCAUGUAUACAUUAAGGGAUUAAACUGGUGUUUCUCUUUGUUGGUUUUGUAACAUCUCAGCUUUUAAAAAAUUGCCAUUCUCAUUUUAUUCACUUCUCAUUUGGUUUUUGCACUUUUUGGUGAUCUGAGAGGGAAAAGUCUAAUUGGAACAAGUUUUUCAAACUUCUCUUUUGCACCUAUAAACAGGGCAUUUGGAUCCAUACAUGCAAACAGUGCAGGCAGAAUUUUAGGACUGAGGCUUAGUAAUAAUUACAUAUUCAAAACUGCUGAGAAUACUCAGUGCUUUGUGUGCAUCGAUUUGUGUGUAAUCUAAAGUUGUGAAAAUUGCUAUGGAAACCAUUCCUAAUGGCAUUUCUCUUGAUGUACUUCAUGAUGAAUUAAGUGAAUUGAUUUAUGUUUGGUUUUUAAUAAGUUAUUUGUCAAAACUUUAUAUAUAUAUACAUACACACACACAACUUGCUUGCUUUCAAUUCAGUGGUGUAAUAAAUGACUGACUUUAUAAAUUUGUAAUAUAAAACUGUAAUAAAGUUCAAAUGGAUCUUGUC
Podarcis lilfordi (Lilford's wall lizard) is the source of this 34706-nucleotide messenger RNA. The record is from the annotation of a GenBank genome assembly. Lineage: Eukaryota; Metazoa; Chordata; Lepidosauria; Squamata; Lacertidae.